AAAAACAGCCGGAAUUACCAGAAUAAAAGCUGACAUUAAAUCUCUGAUAUUACAGAUAGGUCUUAAAAGUUUGAACAGUUGUGGUUCUUGGUUAUUCUGUGUGUCUGUUUUUAAGAGAUAGCACUGACAUGUAGAAUGCUGGGCUGUUGUUUUUCUUAGCUGAAAAUAAUAAUAAAAAAAAUUGUCACUUAAUAGCUCCUCCACCUCUUUCUCCCCAGUGCUUUGGAUAUUGUAUUUAGCAGCUGUUUUGGACACUGGACAGUAUUUGCAAGUUGAUUUUAAACACAUGCUGGCAGCAGGAAGCUCUGCCCACACACAUAACUUAAAGCUGCAUGGCUGCAAUGAGGUUCUGGAUCUGAACUGUUUUAAGCAAACUGUGCUAUAGGACAGCCCACCUGAGGAGCUGCUGGAGACUGGAGCACCGACUGCUGCUGCCACAAGGCCCCGCCAGCCAGACACGAUGUACUGCCUCCAGUGGUUGCUGCCUGUCCUGCUCAUCCCCAAGCCCCUCAACCCAGCCUUGUGGUUCAGUCACUCAAUGUUCAUGGGCUUCUACCUGCUCAGUUUCCUCCUGGAACGGAAACCUUGCACAAUCUGUGCCUUGGUCUUCCUGGCAGCUCUGUUCCUCAUCUGCUACAGCUGCUGGGGGAACUGCUUCUUGUAUCACUGCACAGGAUCCCAGUUGCCAGAAUCAGCUCACGAUCCCAGUAUAGUGGGCACCUAGGAAACUGUUAUCUUCCAGUUUGCUGACAGCUCUGGUUUUGCUUUUAAUUGGGGGGGGGGGGGCCUCGGGAACCGGGUGGGGGUGUGUUAGGCAUGUGGUUGAAGUAAAAACAGCCUAUUUCCUGUAAUGUAUGUGUGGACUAGAGUGGUAAAUUCCUGACCAGCCCUCCCACUCUGCCUGUGAAAUUUGACUUGUUUACUGUGUGAACUCUUGCAGCGCCACCUGCUUUUUUAGAAGCAGAAAUUUUUUUUCCUUCCCAUAUCACUGGGAAUGGACACCAGCCCUCCUAUCUGAGAACUGGUGGAGGAAAGAGCUGUUGGCCUCUGACUGUUGCACGGUGGUGGAGUUGUGUGUCACUCUCUUGUUGGCCACGGUGAUCUAACACUGAUUCUGCUCAAGUAGCUCCAGGAUCCUCUCCAUCCUUCACUCUGUGGGGAGCCAGCCUUCUCACCUUGCUGAUCAAAGGACAGCUCAACAGCUCACAGAUGCACUUGGCCAAAAGCUGCUGGAGCCAGAGGCAGUUGAGUCAUCUCCUGCUGCUCAGCCUGCCAAAGAGAUGUGUGCACUGCCCAAGUGCUUUCUGAACUACUAAUGCUCCAAGAUCAUAGCCUGAAAGCCUCAGUUACGCUGCUGCUUUUAUAAAGCCUCACAGGCAGCAGACUGCCUCUUCCCCUGCUAGAUUUCCAGGGUUUACCAAAUCAUUGACUGCAACA
Lagopus leucura (white-tailed ptarmigan) is the source of this 1437-nucleotide messenger RNA. It is a transcript of the gene BLCAP, whose product is annotated as BLCAP apoptosis inducing factor. The transcript is spliced from 2 exons. Lineage: Eukaryota; Metazoa; Chordata; Aves; Galliformes; Phasianidae. The coding region runs from base 461 to 724 and encodes 87 amino acids. The record is from RefSeq and is a predicted model, not a curated record.